Messenger RNA from Diospyros lotus (date-plum), 717 nucleotides. RefSeq lists its product as uncharacterized. NCBI's taxonomy places the organism in Eukaryota, Viridiplantae, Streptophyta, Magnoliopsida, Ericales, Ebenaceae. The coding region runs from base 1 to 717 and encodes 238 amino acids. The transcript has a single exon. The record is from RefSeq and is a predicted model, not a curated record.
AUGGAGCGAAUUUUGGGAAGUAUGGUGGGGUUCAUGCAAGAGACUCACUCCCGAGACACCCAUGCAGUCAGCAUGCUCGAUCUUUAUCGUCGACAGAACCCUCCCAUUUUUCAAGGGAAGCUAGGCGCGGACCCCAACGAAGGGGAAUUUUGGAUCGAGCAGACAGAGAAGCUACUGGAUCACCUGCACUGUAGAAAAGAAGAUAAGGUUAAUUGUGCCACCUUUAUGCUGCAAGACGAAGCAGACAGGUGGUGGAAGGGAGUCAAGAGGGCAAUGACCCCUCGGGCUAGAGCCCCCUACAUCACUUGGGAGCGAUUUAAGGAGCUCUUUAAUGAGAAGUACUUUCCCUUGAAUUUGAGAAUGAAAAAGGAAAGGGAAUUCAUGGAGCUAAAACAGACCGGAGACAUGACUGUUGCUCAAUAUGAAGAUGCUUUUAGCCGCUUGAUCCAGUAUAUGCCCAUUUAUGAAGGAGACGAAAGGAUCAAGGCUCAAAAGUUUUUGGGGGGGCUGAAUCUGAAACUUCAGAGGGCGUUGAGUAGUAUAAAUACUCAGUCCUAUUCAGAAGUGGUGCUGCAAGCUUUUACCACUGAGGCUAACCUAAGCCGAGUCAAAGCUAUUCAAGAGGAAAGUCGGCAAGGAAGCAGUCAUAAAGCGAGUAAGAAGCUGGAACUUCAGAAGCCAAAGUUCAAUCCUAGUAUUCCAUGCACUAAAUGCUAG